CAAAAGCUAAGAAGAAGAAAAGAAAAAAAGCUUAAAAAAAAAAAGAUUUAAUUUCUACAGUUACAAACAAACAAAAAAAAUUUAAUUUCACAAAAUCUCAAUGGUGUCUCCGUUUCGUCAGAUUCUACAGACUUUUAUCAGCGGUAAACGGCGUAAGAAAAUGGCGAGCGGUAGUAGUGGUAGUAGCAAGCAAAAGAAAGGUUUCUCUGUUAACCCUAAAGAUUACAAGCUUAUGGAAGAAGUAGGACAUGGUGCUAGUGCUGUCGUCCAUCUUGCAAUUUAUCUUCCUACUAAAGAUGUCAUCGCUAUAAAGUGUUUGGAUCUCGAUCGCUGCAACAGCAAUCUGGAUGAUAUAAGGAGGGAGGCUCAGACCAUGAGUAUGAUAGACCAUCCCAACGUUAUAAAGUCGUAUUGUUCGUUUGCGGUUGGUCAUAAGCUCUGGGUGGUCAUGCCUUUCAUGGCUCAGGGUUCGUGCUUUCACCUAAUGAAGUCAGCAUAUCCUGAUGGAUUUGAAGAGCCUGCUAUAUGUUCCAUACUGAAAGAAACACUUAAAGCUCUUGAUUAUCUUCAUAGACACGGCCAUAUCCAUCGAGAUGUUAAGUCUGGGAACAUACUUCUUGAUGAUACUGGAGAGAUUAAGCUAGGUGAUUUUGGUGUCUCUGCAUGCUUGUUUGAAAACGGUGAUAGGCAACGUUCACGAAACACAUUUGUUGGUACACCAUGCUGGAUGGCACCGGAAAUCAUGCAGCCAGGAAGUGGAUACGAUUCCAAGGCUGAUAUUUGGUCUUUUGGAAUAACUGCGCUGGAGUUAGCUCAUGGUCAUGCACCUUUCUCAAAAUAUCCACCCAUGAAGGUACUCUUAAUGACGAUUCAAAAUGCGCCUCCUGGCCUUGAUUAUGACCGGGAUAAGAAGUUCUCAAAGUCCUUUAGAGAUAUGGUAGCAUUAUGUCUGGUGAAAGAUCAAACAAAAAGGCCAACCGCUGAAAAGUUGUUAAAACACUCGUUUUUCAAGAAUGCAAAGUCUCCGGAGAUUUGUGUGAAAAAGUUAUUUGCUGAUUUGCCACCUCUCUGGACACGAGUUAAAGAUCUUCAGGAUAAGGACGCUGAGCUUGCUAUGAAAGGACUUGACCAAGAAGCUGUAUCAAAGAGUGAAUACCAAAGAGGAGUAAGUACUUGGAACUUCAACAUUGAAGAUUUGAAAGAACAAGCAGCUUCGCUAGAUGAUGAUGAAAUCUUAGUAGAGGGUAGGGAAGAAGAUGAAUUUUUUGGCGAACGGUUGCGUAAUAGGGCCAGUAACAGAGGACAAGUGUCAUUGGAAGAUAUUAACGGGAAGGAAAAAGUUUCAGAUGCUUUCAAUUUAACUGCUUCUCCUGUUGAACCAGCAACACCAAGUCCAGAGCACGGUGUUCCACAGGCCAAGGCUAAGUCAGUGAGAGGCCAGACUCAUGAGAGUGGACCACUUUCACGCGAUAUUUCGUUGACUAAUUCCAACUCACAGAAAGGCCAUGUUUAUGCAAGGCCUGAGAGUAAACGAAGGCUGGCACCAUCAUCCCGUGUAGAACCUAGCUUCAGCGGUGCGUUGAGUCUUCCAAAGCGUGCUUCAGAAAACAGUUUCUCAGCUCCUAGCAAAUCUUCUGGAGGAGUCCGUGACUCUCUGGCUGACAAGUCCAAGGCUAGUGUGGUUCAAACCAAAGGAAGAUUCUCAGUAACAUCAGAGUACUUAGAUCUUGCAAGGGCACGCCCUUUGAGAAAAUCUACCAGUGUUAGUAUACUCGAAUCUAGAAUGCCCAUCAAGGAGUUAAGUAGUCGUCCUGCGUCGCCUUCGCCUCCUUCGUCUCCUUCGUUCAUCAUGCCUCAACUUCAAAAUCUGGUCCUGCAAACUUCAAAACAACAGGAACUUAUUAUUCAUUUGCUGCAAAGCUUACAAGCUACAGAAGCAACAGAUGGCUCCCCAAAUGGGAAGUUGCCACUUUUGCCUCGAGGAUCUGACAUCAAUGGAAUUGUUGUUGAACCAAUAUCUUCGGUGAGAGAAAGGUUACUACUUAACAAGAUCUCUGAGCUUCAGUCUAGGAUGAAAGAGAUGACUGAAGAACUUGAAGAAGAAAAGUCAAAACACACACAACUGCAGAAGCAAUUGAAAACACUUCUGAGUUACGCAGAAGCUUUUGCAGAAGAGUAAAGUAUAUUUUUGUACACUAAAAAACAGAGGGGACAGAUUUGGUUCUGUUCUAUGUGCAAAAGUAGACAGCAUUGGCCAGCUGUUUCUCACCGGAGUCCGGAGGUCUGUUUUUUUGUUUUUGUUUUUGUUUUUUUGUUUUGUUUUGGGUUGGGUUGUAAAUGAAACUUAUUACAUAUAUUUGUAUUAUUGUAC
Molecule: messenger RNA, 2371 nt
Organism: Eruca vesicaria subsp. sativa (arugula)
Lineage: Eukaryota; Viridiplantae; Streptophyta; Magnoliopsida; Brassicales; Brassicaceae
Source: the annotation of a GenBank genome assembly